Messenger RNA from Daucus carota subsp. sativus, 1521 nucleotides. RefSeq lists its product as uncharacterized. Gene Ontology annotation, molecular function: zinc ion binding; nucleic acid binding. Bases 1 to 1521 code for a protein of 506 amino acids. The record is from RefSeq and is a predicted model, not a curated record. The transcript has a single exon. Lineage: Eukaryota; Viridiplantae; Streptophyta; Magnoliopsida; Apiales; Apiaceae.
AUGGCGUAUUUAAAUACCAUUGGUUGCGGUGAAGGUCUAUCUAGCUCCCGACCACCUCUAUUCGAUGGCACCAACUUUGCAACAUGGAAAACGAGAUUCCGCAUCUAUGCUCGAUCUCGAGGUGUCAAAGUUUGGAUGGCUAUAAAGGAUGGCAUUAUCAUUCCAACCAAAAUUAUUGAUGAUGUCAUCUACGAAAAGAAAGUGAGUGAAUAUACUCAUGACGAGGAAGAUAGAAUGAACAUCGCUGCCAAAGCUGAAAUGGUUCUCACAAGUGCACUUGCAGAAAAAGAAUAUAAGCGCGUGAAUAAUUGCAAGUCGGCACAAGAAAUGUGGAACAAACUUGUGGUUACAUACGAAGGAACCACUGACAUCAAAGAUUCUCGAAUGGAUACUUUGAUUAUGGAGUACGAAAACUUCAAACUCCAAGAAGGAGAAAACAUCAUCGACAUGGAAACAAGAUUCACUAGAAUUGUCGAUGAACUUGCCCAACUUGGAAAGAACUAUACGCAAAAUGAAAAGAAUCGGCGAGUUCUUAAAUCUCUACCUCCAAGUUGGAAAAUCAAAGUCACUACAAUCAAAGAGAUGCACAAUCUCAAUGAUUAUCACAUUGACAAUCUCUUUGGAAAUCUUCGUGCUUACGAGGAAGACAAUGUUCCGGACGUCGUCGUUCCAAAAGUUGAAGAAAAGAAAAAGAAUAUGGCACUUAAGGCCAUAUUAAUCGAUGAUGAUGACAACGACGAAGAGCUGAAUGAGGAACUCAAAAAUCUUGAUGAAAGCGAAAUCGCUUUGUUAACAAGACAACUUCGUUGUGUGCUCCAAAGCAAAGAUCAAAGAUAUGGGAAAGGCUUCCUAAAAUCGAACAAUCAACAAAGAGUGUUCAACUCUAAUGGAAGGCCCAAUUACUCUCAAAAUUACACUCCUAACUACAAGAGUAAUUUUCCUACUUCGGGCUAUAACAAAGGCAAAGGAAUUCAAAAUUCAAAUUCGAAUUCCUACAACAAUGCAAACAACAACAACAUCAACAAUAACAACUAUACUCCUCUCAAGCCUAAAGAGCCUAUUCAAGAGGAGACACAAGAUGUUUGUUUUGAAUGCAAACAACCGGGUCACUACAAAAGGGAAUGUCCUAAGCUAGCUAAAGGACGUGUUCUUGUAGCAGAAAAUGGUUGGGAUCUUAGUGAGGAUGAAGAAGCCUCCGAAGCCAGUGAAGAAAUUGUUAAUCUAUGCUUAAUGGCUUCAGACAAUGCAUCUACUUCUUCAGACGACUCCACUACGAAUCAAGAGGUGUGCCUUGCUGCUAAAUCAGACAUGUGGUACCUUGAUAGUGGUUGUUCAAGGCAUAUGACUGAAAAGAAGUCACUCUUGAACAAUAUUAAAAAGGUUGCUGCUGGAGAUGUCACUUUUGGAGAUAGUAGCAAAGGACGCAUCAUUAGAAUUGGAGACAUUGGAAAUGAACGUGUCAAAAUCUCAAAUGUUCAACUAGUCACAUUAAUUAAAAUAAUAUAUCUUUUAUUUAAUUAA